Messenger RNA from Lottia gigantea (owl limpet), 876 nucleotides. RefSeq lists its product as hypothetical. Lineage: Eukaryota; Metazoa; Mollusca; Gastropoda; Lottiidae. The transcript has 3 exons. The coding region runs from base 1 to 876 and encodes 291 amino acids. The record is from RefSeq and is a predicted model, not a curated record.
AUGCCAUAUUCGACAUACAUUCUACCAGUGCAACGAGGUAAAACAUUUGUUUGUGGUAAUUUGAAUGCGAGAUGCUCAACAGAUCCUGACUAUAUUUCAUGUGAUAAUUUGAGUGAGUAUGUGAAUCAAAUUGAAUCUGACAAUGAUCCCAGUUCACCUCCUUUACCUAGAAAUACAAGUGAUAAAAAUUCAAAUUCUUUUGGAUCUAAACUUCUUUCAUUUUGUAAAUCUACAUCUUGUUUAAUAGCAAAUGGUCGUUUAGGUUUAGAUGCAUCAGACGGUAGAAUAACCUUCUGUAACAAAAAGGGUGAAUCUCUCAUUGAUUAUUUACUUGUCCCACGACAUUCAUUACAUGAUGUUAUUGAUAAUGUCUAUGGUAAAACUAUUAGUAAAAAUAAGAAUAAAUGUAAUUAUGCCAUACAAAACAAAUGGUUUAGUAAAGAUUGUAGAAAAUCAAAGAACGACUUUAAGAAAUAUAGAAAUGAAUAUUAUCGAGGUAGAUCUCAUAUAGCUAGAAUUAAUUAUGUUAAUGCAAGAAAUAAGUAUAAUGGUGUGAUCAGAAACGCAAAGUCAGAAUAUCAGAUUUUACAAGCUGAUGAAUUAUGUAACCUUUCUAAUUCGGAGCCAAAGAGUUUCUGGAAACGUAUUAAGGCAUCUAGAAAUGGUAUUUCUAUUGACAGCAGUCUUUCAAUCAAUGAUUUUGUUUCUCACUUCCAUGAAGUGUAUGGUGAAUAUCCGAAGGAUGAUAGUUCGAAUGAAUUUACCUACUCGACUGAGGAACUUCCCAACAUUUCAGAACUAGAUAAAGAUUUUACCAUAGUAGAGGUUGUGAAUGCUCUCAGUUCUGAGACGAGUGAAAAGCUCGGGUUUAGAUAA